Messenger RNA from Manduca sexta (tobacco hornworm), 650 nucleotides. RefSeq lists its product as uncharacterized. The coding region runs from base 6 to 650 and encodes 214 amino acids. The record is from RefSeq and is a predicted model, not a curated record. Lineage: Eukaryota; Metazoa; Arthropoda; Insecta; Lepidoptera; Sphingidae. The transcript has 5 exons.
AUGAGAUGAGCACGUUGAGAAUGGAGAGGCCAGGUAGACGCGGUAAGACGGGCUCGCUGAGUGGUCUGUCGGGCGGCGUGCCGACGGCGAACGGCGUGCGGCGGCAGCGCUCGCUGGAGUGGGGGGGCGACCGAUACAGCAGCAGUGACGAUGACCGCCCGCCGCAGCCGCCGCCGCUCGCUGACAGGGUGUUCGCCUCGCUCCUCGCUCAGGCCACGCAGCAGUUUGAUAAUGAACAGAGACGCAUCUAUGGGUCGGAGUGCGGCGAAGACCCUCCGCGCUACGUCAGCAGCCCUCAGCGACAAGCGUCGCCUUUCCCGCUGGAGAGUACCAAUCGACGCUACUACAGAAGGAAUAGGAACUCUAAAGGUGAAGAAAUAUUCAGCGGGGAGACAGGCGGUACUCUCUCACGCCGUCGUCGCGAUGAUUUUGCGCACGAUAACAACGUUAGAAAUGCCAGACUUUGUCUCAACAACGGUAAUCCAACAUCUGUGAGUGGGCAGACGAGCGAACGUGAAUGUGAGUCGCCACCAGAGCCGGCCCCACCAGAGGUGCCGCCUCGUGGACCUUCGCUCCACGUCACCCUGCGACACCGCCCCUGCGAACAGAACAACGAUGCUGAUCGACUCUACUUGUCUGAAGAUGUCUGA